AGAUGACUUCUUCAGCAACGUUGUGUGCCGCGGUGUUGCUGUGCGCAUGUGUGGUGUCGACGCAUGCGCAACGAGCCUACACCAACAAGUACGACAACCUAGACCUGGACAAGAUACUGAGCAGCAAGCGGCUGGUGAAUAACUAUGUGCAGUGCUUGACCGACAGGAAACCGUGCUCUCCUGAGGGACAGGAGCUGAAAAGAGCGCUGCCAGAUGCAAUCAAGACGAAGUGUGCCAAAUGCUCGGAAUCGCAGAAGGACAAGGCCAUCAAGGUGAUAAGGAAGAUGCAAAAGGAUUACCCUCAGGAGUGGAAGACUCUGAUGGACAAGUGGGAUCCUAGCGGGAAGCUAAUGAAGGAGUUUGAGCAAGAGGCUCAGAAGAGGGCACAAGGCUGAACUUUGAACUAUUGGGAUCUACAGUAGCCACUCUGGACAUUUGGAUGGUUAAAGCUCUUACUUUGAACAACUCUUACAGAAGACAGGAGCAUUUACAAUUUGCAUGGUCAGAUUUUUGUUUUGGUUGGGUUUUGGAUAUUGUAACAAAUUGUUGGAAAACUGAGUUGUCAUUUAAUUUUUCCAUUUCAAAAACAUCUAUAGCAAAAAAUUAAUUUAUUGAGUUUUUGUAAGUACAAUUUUCAACAAUGAUAUUUUGAUCUGUUUAUGUGUUUACAAUAUCUCAUGGUUGAUCCUGAUCUAAUUGCGAUUGAAAGAGUGUCUAUUGUGUGCAUCCGUAUAGUUCUUGUUUGAUAUUUUUUCUUUGCCUGAAAAUACUCUUAAAAUAUUGGAAAAAGAAUUCUGUGAUGUUAAAUUUUAAAUUGAGAGAUUUAUGUCUAGGUGGAAUUUCUAAUUGUAUUCAUACUGUACCUAAAAUUUGUACUCUGUUUGUUUCUUGGUUUCUUAUUAAUAGCUAUGGAAAAUUGUAAAAAUAUAUAUGUUUUAUAACAAUAAACUAAGUACAGUAUUUUAUUUUUAUUUUUAACCAACAAUUUUAGCUCAAAUAUUUUAAGAAGAUUAAAUUAAAGCUCAAUUACUUCUGUUGA
Macrosteles quadrilineatus (aster leafhopper) is the source of this 1039-nucleotide messenger RNA. RefSeq names its product ejaculatory bulb-specific protein 3-like. Bases 3 to 395 code for a protein of 130 amino acids. The record is from RefSeq and is a predicted model, not a curated record. NCBI's taxonomy places the organism in Eukaryota, Metazoa, Arthropoda, Insecta, Hemiptera, Cicadellidae. The transcript is spliced from 2 exons.